AUGGGUGGUUUCCGACUUACAAAAUGGCACAGUAACAAAAGAAAUGUUUUGAAUGCAAUACCAGAAUCAGAACGCGCUUCAUCUGUAGUCAGUCUUGGACGUAGUGAUAUGUUGCCAAGUGACAAAGCCUUAGGUGUUAUUUGGGAUGUGAAUGAAGACAAAAUCAAAUUUAAAGUAAAACUGUCAGACAAACCUCUGACAAGGCGUGGUAUACUAUCAAUCGUUAGCUCCAUAUUUUAUCCUCUUGGACUGGUUUCUCCAGUUACACUUAGAGCAAAAGCUAUUGUACAGCACUUAUGCAAAGAGAAGUUUGGGUGGGAUGAACAGAUUCCACAAGAGUACCAUGAUAAAUGGAAAAGUUGGGUGAAGAACUUACAAUGUUUAGAAAAUUUGUCCGUAAACCGUUGUUUCCUACCACGAGAUGUUCAACAUGUUAAAAAUGUACAAUUGCACAUAUUUAGUGACGGUUCAGAACUUGGAUAUGGCGCGUGUGCAUACCUCUGGGUCGUUGAUGAAAAUGACAGAACUACGUGCUCUCUUAUGAUGGGAAAAGCUCGCUUAGCACCAAUGAAACAGGUUUCAAUACCAAGACUGGAAUUAUCAGGAGCUGUUACUGCUUGUCGUUUGUAUGAAAUUUUGUCAGAUGAACUUGAAUUAAAGAUAAGUACGUUGAACGGUCCAAAGUUUCUUCAUAAAAACUCUGAGCACUGGCCGAGGAACGUACUAGACGAAGAACUAGGGAUAUCUGAGACUGAUACUGAAAUCAAGAAGGAAAUAGCUGUACAUGCUACAACCACUAAUGCCAUCGACAAUUUGUUAGGAUACUUCUCCGACUGGAUAAAACUCAGACGAGCUAUUGCAUGGUUUAGGAGAUUUAAGAUUUAUUGCAGAAAUCGUUACCUUGGACAUCAUUUGCCGUGUAACAAUGGUAAUCUUAAUGUAACAGAACUUCGGGAGGCUACCGAUGAAAUAUUAGCACAUGUCCAAAUGAUUUAUUUUUCAGAUGAAAUAACAAACUUGAAGAAAGCAAAGCCCGUGAAAAAAGGAAGCCGUAUUGCUUCUCUCUAUCCUGUUUUGGUUAAUGAACUUAUCCGAUCAAAAUGUCGCCUAAAUUAUGACUUAAGCACUUGUCCCGUGAUACUGCCAAACAAACAUCACGUAACUACGCUUAUAAUCCGUUAUUAUUACGAAACCACGGGACACGUGGGAAAACAACAGGUGCUUGCAGCUUCUCGUGAAAAAUAUUUGAUAUUGAAAGGAUCCAGUGCUGUUAAAACAGUUAUCGAUCGUUGCGUACCAUGCAAACGACAACAUGGUCCGUUUUGUAAACAGCAGAUGGCACCCCUACUCGAGGAACAGCUGACUGCAGACAAACCUCCUUUUACCUUUGUCGGAGUUGACUACUUUGGUCCAUUAAACGUUAAACUUGGACGGUCCAUUGUUAAGAGAUAUGGAUGCCUCUUUACGUGCCUUACAACAAGAGCGGUUCAUAUAGAAAUAGCACACAGUUUAAAUAAGGAUUCUUUUAUUUCAGCCUUUCAACGCUUUACAAGUAGACGAGGCAUUCCCGAAAAGGUCUACAGUGAUAAUGGAACAAAUUUCGUUGGCGGUGAAAUCGAACUUCGAAAAAACAUUGAACAAUGGAAUAAAGCAACUAUAUCAAAUUAUAUGCUACACAAGGACAUUAUUUGGACAUUUAAUCUACCAUAUGCAAGUCACCGCCGUGGUGCAUGGGAACGGAUGAUUCGUUCAACAAGGAACAUUUUUAAAGCACUUAUUAAUCAACAACUACUCAGCGAUGAUCAAUUACUGACAUUUAUGGCCGAAACUGAGCGUAUUAUGAAUGAUAGACCGAUAACAGCAAUAAGUGACGAUUGUCGUGAUUUACCCGUUUUAACGCCAAAUAUGCUAUUAUUGAUGAAGAGCAACACGUCAACACCACAAGGUGUGUUUGACAGAAAGGAUAUAUAUGCAAAACGAUGGUGGAAACAAAUACAACACCUAGCGAAUGAAUUCUGGAAACGUUGGUUGAGGGAAUACUUACCUACCCUACAGCAAAGAAGCAAAUGGCAGAGGUAA
Molecule: messenger RNA, 2079 nt
Organism: Mytilus trossulus (common blue mussel)
Lineage: Eukaryota; Metazoa; Mollusca; Bivalvia; Mytilida; Mytilidae
Exons: 2
Coding region: 1-2079 (692 amino acids)
Biological process (GO): DNA integration
Molecular function (GO): nucleic acid binding
Source: RefSeq, a predicted model, not a curated record